Molecule: messenger RNA, 1362 nt
Organism: Rotaria sp. Silwood2
Lineage: Eukaryota; Metazoa; Rotifera; Eurotatoria; Philodinida; Philodinidae
Source: the annotation of a GenBank genome assembly
AUGCAGACAUUGUCAACAUCGGUUGUUUCUCUUCAUAGUUAUGUUGGAUCUCAUCAUAGUGAGAAGCAAUCAACGAAAAAAUCUGAUACAAAACCUUCUAUUAUUUAUUUUUUUGCAUUACUUUAUACAUUUUUAUCAAUGGGAUUAGGUACUGGCCUUAUUGGACCAACAUUACUGAAAUUUGGUGAACAAACAAAAUCACCAUUAGAUCGUGUUGUUUAUAUAUUAUUUGCACGUUCAUUUGGUUUUUUAUCUGGUACUUUAAUUGGUGGAAUUCUUAUUGAUCGUUUUCGAUUAUUUAGUCAAACAUUUUUAACAUUUACAAUAUUGAUUAUGUGUAUAGCAACACUAAUUAUUCCAUUUAUAUAUAAUAUUAUACCAAUGAUUAUUGUUCAUUUAAUGUGGAGUUUUACAGCUGGUAUAGUUGAUAAUUUAGCACAAAUUUUAACUAUACGUCAUUAUGAACAAACGAAUGUUAAUCCAUAUUUACAAGCACUUCAUGGUGCCUUUGGUGUUGGUGCGUUUUUUGCACCAUUAAUUAUUGCACCGUUUCUUCAAAAAUCAAGUCCGACUGAUCAAUGGCAUUAUGCUUAUUGGUUAAUUGGAUUUUUGCAUAUACCUAAUGUAAUAUGGCUUUUAAUGUAUGCUAUACGUGAUGAAUUUUGUUUAAGAAAAAAUCAAGAAAUUAUUAGUGAAAAUAAAGAAUUCAUUUCAGAAAAUAUACAAAAUGAAACAAUUGAUAUUAAAUCUGAUGAUCGAACUCAAUCAUCUGAAAAUUAUGUUGUUCUUGGUUUAGUUGCUUUAUUUAUUCUUUUAUAUAUUGGUGGUGAAUCAGCAUUUGGUGCCUAUAUACAUACGUAUGCAAUUUUACAAUUACAUUUUGAAAAAGAUAUAGCUGCGUAUCUUAAUUCAGCUUUUUGGGCAUCAUUUGCAUUCAGUCGUCUUUGUGGUAUCCCACUAUCAUUAAAAUUUUCUCCAUUACAAAUGCUUAUUUCAAAUUUAACUGGUGGUAUUGGUUCAAUAGCAUUAUUACUGAUUUUUAAUAAAUCGUCAUUGGUAUUAUGGAUUGGUUCAAUUCUUUUUGGAUUAUCUGUUGGACCCCUUUAUGCAUCAGCAAUUGCUUUUACAGAAAAAAAAAUAUCUUUAACUGGACGAAGAAUGUCAGUUUUAGCUAUUGGUGGUUCAGCUGGUGAUGCAGUUGUUCCAUUACUUAUUGGUUACAUGAUUAAUCCAAAAUUAUUAGGACCUAUAGGUUUUAUUUUUAUUUCUCUUAUUGUUGCUAUUUUAGCUUCAUUAAUUUUUGGAUGCGCUCUUAUAUAUGUUAAAUGUCAAUCAAAGAAAAGCAAAAAUACCAAUGGAUAA